Molecule: messenger RNA, 1446 nt
Organism: Peronospora farinosa
Lineage: Eukaryota; Oomycota; Peronosporomycetes; Peronosporales; Peronosporaceae
Source: the annotation of a GenBank genome assembly
AUGCACUAUAAGACGCACAUGCCCGCACGAUUCUCUGUGGAUGACCAGAUGGCCGAGGCGCUGGCGUCGCAGGAACUUAUGGGAAAUCGUCAACGGAAGAACUUUCUCAAGCUUUUUCGCAAAUAUUCAAAGGUCAAACAGACCUCGAUCGAUUGGAACUCGGUAAAACCACCGACAAGUGGCACAUUAACGAGCAACACGUCGGUAGAGAGCUGUCCUAAUGAUAUGAAUCUCCGACACGAGCUGCUUGAUAAGCUCGUCAUUCUAAAGCUAAAUGGCGGUCUGGGUACGACACUGGGCUGUGAAGGACCGAAGAGUGCAAUUGAAGUGCGUCAAGACUUGUCGUUCCUUGAUCUCACUGUACGCCAAGUGGAGUACUUGAACAGCGUGUACGGUGUCGAUGUCCCGCUUGUGCUCAUGAACUCGUUCAAUACGCACGAGGAGACUGUGCGCAUUAUUCGCAAGUAUCGCAUGCACAAUUUGAGCAUUCACACAUUCAAUCAGAGUUGCUAUCCUCUUAUCGUCAAGGAGACAAUGUUACCACUGCCCAAUACAAAGUAUGACCGCUCUACACGCGACAAGUGGUUCCCGCCAGGUCAUGGUGACGUCUACAACGCGCUGUUUGAGUCUGGACUGUUGGAGAAUCUGAUCAACCAAGGCAAAGAGUACAUUUUUAUCUCCAAUGUCGACAACCUUGGCGCGACUGUGGACCUGGACAUGCUCUAUUACAUGAUAAACGAAGAAUCUGAGUUUGUCAUGGAGGUGACCGAGAAGACCCGCGCUGAUGUUCAGGGAGGCAUGCUUGUGAGCUACAAGGGCAAACCCCAUCUUUUGGAAGUAAGUCAGGUGCCACCAGAGCACAUGGACGAUUUCCGUGCGAUCAACAAGUUUGGGACGUUUAACACGAACAACCUCUGGGUGAAUUUGCGUGCAAUCCAACGGCUGGUGGCACAGGAUCUCAUCGACAUUGAGCCGCUUGUUAACUUCCGUAACGUGAAGAACCACAAGGUUGUGCAGUUGGAAACCGCAGCUGGUGAGGCGAUCCACCUAUUCAAAAAUUUCAUUGGAUUGAAGGUGCCACGUUCACGUUUCCUACCUGUGAAAUCCUCGUCGGAUCUCUUCCUUGUGCAGUCAAAUCUGUACCAGAUAAAGCAUGGUAGUUUGAUCAUGAACCCAGCACGCACGACGCCUACAAUCCCUAUAGUGAAGCUUGGACUAGAGUUUCAAAGCGCGAAGGAGUACCUAGCACGGUUCGAGAAUAGCAUUCCCAACAUCACGGAAUUAGAUCACCUCACGGUCGCUGGCGACGUCAAGUUUGGCUCCAACAUUACACUUAAAGGAACAGUGAUUCUUGUUGCUAACGAAGGUGCUCAUAUUGAUCUGCCUGACGGAACUGUCUUAGAAAACAAGGUAGUGACUGGUAACCUGCACAUCUUGGAUCAUUAG